UAAUUCUAGAAAAUAACAAAUACACACGAAAGCGUAUAUCAGAGUUUUCUGUUUAAUUCUGAGCGAAAAAUAUAUUAUUUUGUACAAUGACUACUCCUCCUGACUCACAAGAUAAUUUUGACCAGUUUGACGAAGAAGAAACUGAACAACAGCUUGGGGCAACAGCAUCUGGGCGCAAACGGUUAUUUAGCAAAGAACUAAGAUGCAUGAUGUACGGCUUUGGUGAUGACCAGAAUCCUUACACUGAAAGUGUUGACUUUUUAGAAGAUUUGGUCAUAGAAUUUAUAACAGAAACCACGCAUAGGGCAAUGGAAGUGGGUCGUACAGGUAGAGUACAGGUAGAAGAUAUAAUUUUCUUAGUUCGCAAAGACCAGCGCAAAUAUGCCCGUGUCAAAGAUUUACUAACUAUGAAUGAAGAGCUGAAGAAAGCAAGAAAGGCUUUUGAUGAAGUUAAAUAUGUUGAAGAUCAACAAUAACAUAGAUGGUCAGACAAGGC
Messenger RNA from Spodoptera exigua (beet armyworm), 496 nucleotides. Lineage: Eukaryota; Metazoa; Arthropoda; Insecta; Lepidoptera; Noctuidae. The record is from the annotation of a GenBank genome assembly.